This is a messenger RNA of Sipha flava (yellow sugarcane aphid), 1688 nucleotides long. RefSeq names its product U3 small nucleolar RNA-associated protein 15 homolog. Lineage: Eukaryota; Metazoa; Arthropoda; Insecta; Hemiptera; Aphididae. Gene Ontology annotation, molecular function: protein binding. The transcript is spliced from 9 exons. Gene Ontology annotation, biological process: positive regulation of transcription by RNA polymerase I; rRNA processing. Bases 141 to 1673 code for a protein of 510 amino acids. The record is from RefSeq and is a predicted model, not a curated record. Gene Ontology annotation, cellular component: nucleolus.
UUUUGAUAAUAAAGUAAAUUCAAAAUACAUUUAUUGCGAUUUGCGAUAUUGACUGUUAUUUUGUUUGAAUAUUAAUCGUCCAUAUAUUCGAUAUUAUGACAGUUUUAUUAUAUUAUAUCGGAAUUUAUUAACGAUUAACUAUGACUUCUUUUAAAAAAUCAUUUGUGAAACCUUUCGCUCGUCCCAGCGACUCGUACACCGUCGAAGAUUCUUAUUGGAAGAAAUUAACCAGUCCAGUGCUGGUUAAAGAAUUCGGACCGAUUGAUUAUGUAAAUUUCUCACGACGUGCACCUUAUCAUUUUGCAGUUUCGUGUUCAGCGCGGGUGCAAGUCUACAACCCGGUGACCAAAGUAGUCACGAAAAAUCUAAACAAGUUCAAAGAGGCUGCUUAUGGUGCAACAUUCCGUGCCGACGGUCAUUUACUAUGUGCUGGUGGCGAAGAAUCAGUUGUGAGGCUGUUUGAGGUCAAUACAAAGUCUAUGCUGAGACAGUUUAGAGGACAUAAAGCAGCUGUCCACCGCACAUUUUUCACCAAAGAUGGACAUCAUAUCGCAAGUUUUUCAGAUGACAAAACAGUGUCUCUUUGGGAUAUAAGUAGUCAAAAUAUUAGUGGUCACUAUGAAGGUUAUCAUACGGACUAUAUUAGAGCUGGAUGUGUCUCUCCAAUUUCUGAAAAUAUAGUUGUUUCUGGAGGUUAUGAUAAAAAAAUUAAUAUGUUUGAUUCAAGAACCAAAUCUGUUACUAUGUCAGUUGACCACGAAGCACCUGUUGAAAGUCUAAUGUUUCUACCUUCUGGUAGCUUACUUAUAUCAGCUGGUGGUACUGAAGUUCGCAUAUGGGAUGUAUUAGCUGGUAAAUUAUUAGCUAAACUAACCCAGAACCAUAAGACUGUAACAGCGUUGUGCUUGGCUAAACAGGGUUCAGCUAUUGUAACAGCUUCAUUGGAUAAACAUGUUAAAAUCUACAAUGUAUCAACAUUCCAACUAUCUCAUGAUAUUACUUAUCCAAGUGCUGUACUCAGUAUUGAUAUAAGUAAAGAUGACAAAACAAUUGUAGCUGGAACAGUGGAUGGUAUUGUUAACAUAAUUAAACGUGAUACUGCUAUGAAGCAUAACAUUGAAAAUAAAAAGAGGCAAGCAAGGGCUUCAGCAAUUGUCUACUCUGAUGGCAUUGAUUUGUCUGUGCCAAUAAUGCAACCAGAUCAAAUGAGCAAGUUUGAUAAUGCUUUAAGGAAGUUUAAUUAUAAGCAAGCCUUAGAUUCAGUCUUGGUUCAUGCUGUUGCAUUCAAAAAACCUCAUGUAACAGUUUAUGUGUUUGAUGAAUUAUGCAGGAGAAACGGAUUAGAACAAGCAAUUGCCGGUAGAAAUUCAAAAGAGUUAGCAUUGCUAUUGAAUUUUGUUAUUCGAUAUAUUGGUGUUAGAAAACUAUCUAAAACACUGACACAUGUAGCCUCAAUAAUUAUUGAUUGUUAUUGGGAUUCAUUUGAGGCAUGCAGUCUUGAAAUUCGUGCUCUAUUGACAAAAUUACACACUGUUGUUGAGAAUGAAAUUUUAUUAACAAAAAAAUUGUUAGCUAUUGAUGGUUUAGUUAAAAUGUUACUUAUUAGUUCUGAAGUAUUACCUGAUACUAAUCAGACUCAACUGAAUGAGAAUAAAGUUGUUGUUAAAAAUUAAUUGUUUGUGGUGUUU